Messenger RNA from Argiope bruennichi, 2329 nucleotides. RefSeq names its product probable cytochrome P450 301a1, mitochondrial. Gene Ontology annotation, molecular function: oxidoreductase activity, acting on paired donors, with incorporation or reduction of molecular oxygen; iron ion binding; heme binding. Lineage: Eukaryota; Metazoa; Arthropoda; Arachnida; Araneae; Araneidae. The transcript is spliced from 12 exons. The record is from RefSeq and is a predicted model, not a curated record. Bases 174 to 1748 code for a protein of 524 amino acids.
GAACAACGCGACUAUCGAUGUUCUUGCAGCUAGUUAUUAUUGUUGUUUGCAACCUUGAAUAAAUGCUAAGAUCAGACAAGACAUGAAAUGUUCAUUCAGUCGCGUGACCUCUAUAUCUAGGAGUCUCAGCUGAAAAUUCGCCAUUCAGUUUUAAAGAAAGAGAAUUCAGAAAAAUGAAGAUACCGACCAACAUCCUUUUGAAAUGUCCCAGAUUAGAUCCUUCAGCAGUCGGCAGAGUAUGUCCGAAAGACCUGAGAUAUCAAUCUACUCUUCUGUCGGACGCAGUUUCUAUGGAGGCACUGGACAGAGCUCGACCUUUUGAAGAGAUCCCAGGUCCCAAACCACUGCCCCUGCUUGGCAACCUGCAUAGAUACAUGCCAGUCAUUGGUGAGUAUACAAAAAGAGAAUGGCAUGAAGCACAGAGGAAGAAAUUCCACCAAUACGGAUCUAUUGUCCGGGAAGAAAUUGCACCGGGUUUCAACAUCGUCCACUUGUUUGAUCCCAAGGACAUGGAAGUAGUCAGCUGGAAUGAAGGGAAGUUUCCAAAAAGGGAGUUUUUCGUUGCAAUGAGAAUGAUGCGAGAACAAAAUCCCGAAGUAUAUUCUUCUGCCGGAGUUGCCGCAGCCAACGGAGAAGCCUGGCACCACAUUCGAACUCGAUCGCAAGUUCCAAUGUUAAGACCUGAAAUAAUGAAGACUUACUUGCCUCAAAUGAACGUCAUAGCCGAUGAUCUGAUUCGUCGGAUGCGCUUGCUUCGUCAACCGAAUCAUCAAGUUCCCAAAUUAAUAGACGAGUUCUUCAAAUGGGCUUUAGAAUCUGUUACUUAUAUUCUCUUCAAUGAACGGAUGGGUUGCCUGGACGAUAACGUGUCUCCAGACUCCAUGUCUCAAAAGUACAUCCAGGCUGUUAAUCAGUUUUUUCAACUCUCAGCUAAAGUGGAACUGGCUUCAAUUCCCAUUUGGCGCUUCUAUCCAUCCCUCUCACCAUCGUACCAGAAAUUGAAAAAAGUUCACGACUUCUUUUUUGAACGUGCCAUGCAGUACGUCCAAUCUAAAAUGAAAGAUUUGGAGAAAGAAAGGGACUCAAAGAGCAUGUCCUUGAUGGAAAAAUUAAUUCUUAGGGGAUCUCCAAGAGAUGCCAGUAUCAUGGCAGUUGAUGCCAUGGCAGCUGGAAUCGACACGACAUCUCUGACUACCGCUUACGUUUUGCGUAAUUUGGCUGCGAAUCCGGAAAAGCAGAAAAAACUUCAAGAAGAGAUCGACCGAAUCGUUCCCAACAAGACUCCCUUGACCGUGGAUGGUUUAAAUCAGUUAUCUUAUCUCAGAGCGUGCGUCAAAGAGAGUAUGAGACUUUAUCCAACCGUUCAAGGCACAUCUCGAACACUUGAUAGAGAUAUAGUCUUAUCUGGUUACAGGAUACCAGCCAAUACGCAGCUCACCUUGAACUACAACGUGUCAAGUACCCAGGAGAAAUAUUUCAAGGACGCCGAAAAGUACAUCCCCGAAAGAUGGCUCAAGACCGCCACUGGACAGAGGGAAGACAGGGAAGCAUUCGCUUUUGUGCCUUUCGGAUUCGGACCCAGGAUGUGCAUUGGAAGACGAAUAGCAGAGCUGGAAAUGUUCACUUUGCUCACGAAAAUUAUGCAGAACUUUUGGGUAGAAAAUAAAGAUGACGAUCUUCAAAUCCGUUUUCAAUUAGUUCUGAUGAUUAGUAGUCCUCUGAAAUAUGAAUUUUAUGACAGGCGCUGAAGUGAAGAGCCACAGAUGACUUAUAGAAGCAUUAUUUCAAGUACUGACAUCCGAGUUCUUCAAAGAACCUUGUACAUAUGCUGUAUAUAUUUUAAAAUGUUGUAUUUUAUUUUACAUUCAGUGCCAUUUAAUAUUUCUUAUUAUUACUACUGUAGCGUUAAUUAAAAACUGACACAAAGGAAAACACUUGUCAGAAAAUUUUACUUAAGCCAAAUUAAAAAUAGCAUGAAUAAAAACUCUAAAGAAUGGACUGAGAAAUAAUUUACUAUGUUUAAUUCAGGAGUAUUUUCAUGGGAGAAAUGUCCUAACAAAACGUGAAAACGCUGAAUGUAAAUAUGUAAAGAAGUAUUUCCUUUUUAGAAAACACUGAAAGGACUUGUUUAUUCGUAUUUGCUACAAAUGUCAUCUUUUGUUAUAUUUUAUAUGCUUUUUCUUAGAAAGACUUAUUAUGAAUUUUUAAAAGGAUCUCUAGGGGAUUCUUAGUAUAAUCCUUUUGAUGACUAAAAAUAUUUCAAAUCAUUUUAUUGCUAAUGCUUUGUUUGUGAUAUCUUUUGUUACAUUUUAUUAAACAUAUGCUUUUA